AUGGAUAAAACUCGGAAACUAAGUACGGUUGUGUUUUAUCAGCCAGAUGAGGAGUCAGUUAUCAGUCGACCCGGGGAGGGACCAGAACCAUCUGUGGGAGAGGUAUCGUCUACCACCACAACCUUAGAAAAGAACGGCAGUUCUCAGAAAAGACUCUCAUUGGCAUUCAUCCGGAGGAAAACAGAGUCGGAGGAUAGUGGAGUCAAAUCGGAGGAGGAUGGAAGCUCCACUACACAUUCAUCGAGGGCACGUUCCAAUAGUCGCUGGAGUCGAUUCUCUCGGAAUGUCUCGUUUUCGUCUACCGCAUCCCCGUUAUGGGACUUUCCCUCUUUUGACGAACUGUUCGAUAGUGGUGGCAAAGCUAAACUCGCCCUGCACAGGUCCCCUACUUCUGUCAGUGACGUCAUACCGAGAUCCCCGACGAGCACGUCGUCAAUAGGAGGUGAGUUCGUCAUGUUGGAGGAAGAAAGCGUUGUCAAUGCAACUUCCGGUCAACCAAACAUGGAUCCCCGUCAGUCCGUGAUCUCACGCCAGGACAGCAUUAUGAAUCAGUCAUUUCGGUCACUUCUGUUCAAGAGCUGGGAAGGUAGUCAGAAUAAUUUCGUGAGCUUCCGGUCCAGACUGGGUGGAAAUGUCCGUCACAAGUACUGCAUGUGUUGUAGGAUUACAAGUACGCCCUUUUUGUUUGUCAACGUCUCUAUAGGAAUGUUCAUCACGUGUCUAGGAGUGUUGUGUUUCAUCCACUGCCGAAAUGAGAUGAUGAUGUCGACCUAUGUCCUUAUUAAUGGCUUGCUGUCCGUCUUCUUCUUCCCAACCGUCAUCAUGGCAUGGAAUACACGUAUCGGUGGUUGUAUAAAUGAGUCAAAAAAGGAGGAGGAUGCGGAGAAACAGAGUCCGGUUUUUUUCAUCGUGACCCUCUUAUGUCGAACCGUUUCCACAAUCAUCGGCACGUGUCUGUUGGUGUACCGAUAUUACUGGAUGGACCCGGUGUGGGAGAAUACCCUUUGUGAAGUGGAGUUUUACAUGAUUUUCGCCAUCGUUGCCAUAGAAUGGUCAUUCAUCGUGUUAUUCCUCAUUACACCGAUAAUUAUUUACUUCUGCUUAUACCGUGUCGCUCCUUACCUAUCAGACGAAUAA
Molecule: messenger RNA, 1137 nt
Organism: Ylistrum balloti
Lineage: Eukaryota; Metazoa; Mollusca; Bivalvia; Pectinida; Pectinidae
Exons: 6
Coding region: 1-1137 (378 amino acids)
Source: RefSeq, a predicted model, not a curated record